This is a messenger RNA of Cryphonectria parasitica EP155, 4824 nucleotides long. RefSeq lists its product as uncharacterized. The transcript is spliced from 2 exons. Gene Ontology annotation, molecular function: D-type glycerophospholipase activity. Gene Ontology annotation, biological process: cell motility; phosphatidic acid biosynthetic process; intracellular signal transduction. The annotation marks the transcript as partial. Lineage: Eukaryota; Fungi; Ascomycota; Sordariomycetes; Diaporthales; Cryphonectriaceae. The record is from RefSeq and is a predicted model, not a curated record.
GAUGCGGAUGUCGAGGAGACCGCCGACGAGGCGCAGACGCCUGGUGCCACCAAUGGCUCGGCCUUCAAGAAGAGGCGCCGCUUCCAGAGGCGCGUGAAACAAAUGUCCGAUUCCAUGCCCAACACCCCCCAGACCGGUGCGACAGUGGGCUCGCCUAUGAUCAGGCGCUUCCCCAACCUACCGCGGCGCGCGACGAUGCCGGACCCGGACGAUCGUGGUGCGGUAUCAGAGGGAGAGGGACGGCGGGUGAGUCGGCCGUUCGCAAGAAGAGGAUAUUCACACGCGGGAAGAUCGGCAGAUGCCGAGGACGUGGACCAUGGCGACCGGCGCAGAGGCCACCUGCGUCGGAUCAGUAUGUUCGGCGUGGGAGGAGGAGGUGGAGCAGAGGGCGUAUCAGAUGGAGACGCCAUACAGACACCGCGGAGACCGCGGUUCAGAACGGAACGGUAUUCAACCCUUGUCGGCGCCAACAGAUGGAAACAAGUUAAGAGUACUUUUGGUCUUCUGCGACAACACAGAAGAGGCGAGCCUAUCGACUACCUCAAGUCCACAGAGCUGAUGGGCGAGUUACGCGCUGGUGCCCCUGCUGUGGUCAUGUUCGCCAGCAUGCUGCAGCGUGAUGAACACGGCCACAAGAAGAUACCGGUGCUACUGGAGCAGGUGCGCGUGCAGAUUGUCGAAAGUGUUGUUCGUGGCGACAGCGAGCGGCACACACUCUUCACCAUCCAUCUGGAGUACGGCAAUGGGCCGAACCGCAUGAUUUGGAAGGUCAAGAAGAGCCUUGGUGACAUCCUACGCAUGCACUUCAAGUACAAGGGCAGCGUGACUACAGCUCGGCUAAAGCGUCCAGGAGGCCGGGCCGGGCCAAAGCAACCCAAGUUCCCAUCAAAAGCUUUCCCCUACCUUCGAAACAUUAAAAGGCUCGACUUCAGUGAUGAGGAUGAGGCCGUCGCAGAGGGCAACGAGGCCACACCUGGCGUCGAGUACGAGGCCGGCGACGCUACAGCUGGCGAGGCCACCGCUGGCGAGAUGACGGCGGCUGAGGGUACAGCUACUGACGCCGAGGGUCGACCAGGACACAGCCGGCGGAAAACCUCCAGGAUGCACAUCCUGAGCCCAAGGCGCAACAUGUCGAUGCCCGAGGAAGGGUCUGCAGCCGCGCUCGAAGCGCAGAAGGAUCCCGAGGAGCAGAAACGCAAGUACGCCGGCUACCAGAGAAGGGCACUGGACAAGUAUUUGCGAGAGAUGGUGCGCUGGCUCAUGUUCAGGCCAGACAGCAACCGCCUCUGUCGUUUCUUUGAGCUGUCGGCCCUCGGAGUCCGUCUCGCAGCCGAGGGAGGCUAUCAUGGGAAGGAGGGCUUCAUGCAGCUGCGACCGGCCAAUGAGAUCGUGAACCAGGCCAGGAAGAUCCUGAGAAAGGAUCGCAAAUGGUUUCUCGUGCGACAAAGCUACAUCGCCUGUGUCGAUUCCCCUGAGAGCAUCGACAUCUGCGACGUGUAUCUCGUUGACUCCAAGUUCGACAUCAUCUGUAAGAAGAAGAAACUCGGACAAAUGGCGGCCAAGAACUCUAAGAAGGGCAAGUCCACAGCCGCUGGAGAUGACGGUGUUGGCGACGAGGAUGACUUCCUCCAGGAUCCUAACUCAUCUAGGAAGCACCACCACAAGUUGACCAUCAUCAACUCCGAGCGCAAGAUCAAUCUCUACGCUCAGCAACAUGAUCUGCCUCAGUUCGAAGAGUCGAUCAAGUUAAUGAUGGCAAACUCGCCAUGGGCCUCGCCCAAUAUUCGAUUCGACAGCUUCGCACCGGUCCGACAGAAUGUUUACGCCCAAUGGCUUGUCGAUGGGCGUGAUUACAUGUGGAAUGUGUCGCGUGCUAUUUCCAUGGCCAAGGAUGUAAUCUACAUCCAUGAUUGGUGGUUGAGCCCAGAACUCUACAUGAGAAGGCCAUCUUGCAUCAGCCAACGAUGGCGACUGGAUCGACUCCUGCAACAAAAAGCCUCGGAAGGCGUCAAGAUCUUUGUGAUCGUGUACCGAAACGUUGAGGCUGCCGUCCCUAUCGACUCGGAAUAUACAAAGAGGUCCCUGCUUAACCUUCAUCCUAACAUCUUCGUGCAAAGAUCUCCGAAUCAAUACAAGAAGAACCAGUAUUUCUUUGCUCAUCAUGAGAAGGUCUGCAUCGUGGAUCACUAUAUUGCAUUCUGUGGGGGUAUCGACUUGUGCUUUGGGCGGUGGGACACUCCUCAGCAUCUUCUCUCCGACGACAAGCCCACAGGUUUCGAGCCGCAGGAGGUUCAGAACGUUCCCAGGGAUGCAGAACAUGUGCAGAUGUUCCCCGGUAAGGACUACUCCAAUCCGAGGAUACAAGAUUUCUUCAAGUUGGAUGAGCCGUACGAGGAAAUGUACGACCGCUCCAAAACGCCACGGAUGCCCUGGCAUGAUAUCUCCAUGCAAGUUGUGGGACAACCCGCUCGAGAUUUGACGCGACACUUUGUGCAGCGAUGGAACUACCUCCGGCGCAAUCGGCGGAUCACGAGGCCCCUGCCAUUCCUGUUACCACCACCUGAUUUCCGUCAAGAGGAUUUGGAGGCACUUGGUCUUACAGGCACCUGUGAAGUCCAGAUUCUUCGAUCUGCGACUACCUGGUCGCUGGGGACCCAGCAUACUGAGUGUAGCAUUCAAAAUGCUUACAUUCAGAUGAUUGAGAAAUCUGACCACUUCGUCUACAUGGAAAACCAAUUCUUCAUAUCGAGCGCAGACGCCCUCGGCGUCCCGAUCGUCAACAAGAUAGGAGACGCUCUGGUCGAUCGUAUCAAGCGAGCCUUCGAGAACGACGAGGAUUGGAGAUGUGUCAUUCUCAUCCCCCUCAUGCCUGGCUUUCAAAACACUGUGGCCGAAGUGGAAGGCACCAGCGUCCGCCUCAUCAUGCAAUGCCAAUACCGAAGCAUCUGCCGGGGAGAGUCCUCGAUCUUUGGCAGGCUCCGUGCUGCUGGGAUUGACCCAGAGGAGUACAUUCAAUUCUUCUCACUGCGCCAGUGGGGCAAGAUUGGACCCAACCAAGACCAUGUCACAGAGCAGCUGUAUAUACACGCCAAGACUAUCAUCGUCGAUGACCGUGUCGCCCUGAUAGGCUCAGCCAACAUCAACGAGAGAUCCAUGUUGGGCUCUCGCGACUCUGAGAUUGCUGCCAUCGUGCGGGACACGGACAUGAUAUGGUCCCAGAUGGCUGGCAAGGAUUACCAGGUUGGUCGCUUCGCGCACACCCUCCGCAUGCGACUCAUGAGAGAGCACGUUGGUCUGCCAGUGGAUGAGAUCAUCGAGGAGGAGAGGAACGCCACCUAUGGGCAGGAAGAAGCAUUCCAGUCUGAGAUGGACCGGAUAUAUGGCAGCGAUUCCGAAGAGUCGGUCGAGUCAGGCCCGCAUUCUGGUGACCACCUAGCUCCUCGUCCGCCGGGAUUGUCUAGGGGACACAGUACCAAUUACGAUGUGGAUCUGCAACUGGAUGCAAACGCCGAGAACGAGCGUCGUUCCUCGGCGAGUUCCAAGAGCAGCUCUGUCGACUCAGAAGCGUCGCAGGACGUGCCUCCCAAUACGGAACAGAAACGCGAAGUGGCUGGCUACGGGCCUGACCAUUGGAAAGAGGCACAAAAACAGGGGUUGGACCGAGGCAGGGACACUGUCGUCAUCAAGGGGCGCGAGUAUCUCGCUCGCGGUAUCCUGCCUGAAGGGAAAGGCACCAUCGAGAGCCCGGCGGCUAGCCAGGACUCCAUCAGCCCGCAGUCCGCUGAGACCGAACCAACGCCAGAGGGACCAAGUAGCGAUCUCUUGCCUCCAUUUGACCGUCGGAGCACCGAACAGCUGGGGCUUCCCAGGGCAAAUCAACUUCCUGAUCUUCCUCAGGGUGAUGACACGGACAUCGGCGGCCCAGCAUUGCCGGGUGACUCUAAUGGAGAUUCGGCGGUCCUGAUCCCACACCCUCUGGCGACCCAGAUCAAGCCGGCAGUCAUCGACAAGGAUUGCAUGAAGGACCCACUGGAUCCGGAAUUCUACGACAAUGUCUGGAACCGGAUCGCCGAGAACAAUACGAAGAUCUACAGACAGGUCUUCCACUGCAUGCCAGACAACGAGGUGCUUGACUGGGCCCAGUAUAUGGAAUUCAUGGACCACCAGAAGCGACUCAGAGAGGCACAAGAGGGACCCCAGAAUGCGCAUGAGCAGAACGAUAGGCCCGAGCAGACGAAUCAGAGUCACCAGACUGAGACUGAGAAGCCAAGCCGGCAGUCAACAGCUGGCGGAGCCGGCAUCUCUGCUCCUGGUCCGGUGCCAGCGGCACAGGCCCUCUCAGAGAAGGUCAAGAGCAAAGGAAGCAGUGUCAAGGCGCCUCUGAAGAAGGCCCAGGAAGCGCUCGAAAACGAAUCGCCAGCGCGUCGCCAUGCACGACAAAACUCCCGUCUUGAUAUCGAGAGGGCUGCUGCGGCUGCACGCGCGCUCAACUCGCCCAUGGCAAGCCCUGCAUUCCAGCCACCUGCCAACAGCCCAUUUUCAUCGGCGCCUACGUCGGUGCCAGAGCCCGAGAAAGCCGCCACAGCCCAGGAUAACACGAAUGACGCAGUCGACCCUCGCCUUCUUCGCCGUAGGCGGGCGACGACUAGAGGCAGUCGCCACCGCCCAAUGGUGGAGAACCUGCUGACGCGGGAGAUGAUGGAUGGCCUCUGCGGGCUGAUCCAAGGCCACCUGGUUGUGUUUCCAUACGACUGGCUCGCAGGCGCGGAGGAGAAGGGAGAUUGGCUUACGCUGGUUGAUCAGGCUGCUCCUCUGCAGAUCUAG